AACUUCAUGUACCAAUCUACAGAAGACAAGUCACUGAAUUUUGUACAAAAUUGGAACAUUGUUGUGCUUGGUUAUUUGUAUGGCAUCAGCGACUGUGAAUUUCUACGGUCUGAGCUUUCCACUUUAAUGGAAGACUUUUGGCACACUGUGAAAUCUUCAGCUACCUAAAAGAAAACAGUUUGAUAAUGGAAUGCCAUUGGCUAAAAAGGAAGGACCUGCAAACUGCAUUAUAAUAUUUAGAGAUCAACCAGCAAAUGUGUCUUUGCCUUUAGUGACUCCAGAUUCAGACUUCAAUAUGCACAAGGAAUUUGCUUCCACAACACCUACAGAGUAGACUGUUCAACGCAUCCCAAGUCUUCCUCUGGCAAGAACUGGCAUUAACACUCAAUGUUCAGAACACUUUAUAUUGUACAGAUGAGGAGAAAAGUGAAAAAAGGGAACAUCUCUUUCAUUUUAUAAUUUACUGUAUUCCACAAAACUAGAAACACCAAGGAGUCUUGGAGAAUAGUUGACUAUGGCAGUUCACAAAGGAGUAGAAAUGCCAGAACUCUGUUUAUGGAUGUUUGUUCUGUUUGCCCUUUUAUAUACGGGCCAAGUACAGGCAGACUGCUGGCUGAUCGAAGGAGACAAGGGUUUCGUUUGGCUAGCUAUUUGCAGUCAAAACCAGCCACCUUAUGAGUCGAUACCACAGCACAUUAAUAGCACCAUUGUGGACCUUCGGCUCAACGAGAAUAAGAUAAAAAGUGUCCACUACUCAUCACUAAGCCGUUUUGGCAACCUGACUUACCUCAACCUCACCAAGAAUGAGGUGUCCUACAUUGAAGAUGGAGCCUUUGCUGGUCAGUUCAAUCUGCAAGUGCUCCAGCUUGGCUACAAUAGAUUAAGAAAUCUCACAGAGGGAAUUCUUAGGGGGCUGGGCAAGUUGGAGUAUCUCUACCUCCAAGCGAACCUUAUCGAAACUGUGACUCCUAAUGCCUUCUGGGAGUGCCCAAACAUUAUGAACAUUGACUUAUCAAUGAAUCGGAUCCAGAGGCUGGACAGUAGCACCUUUGCAGGACUCAGUAAGUUAACUGUGUGUGAAUUGUACAGUAAUCCUUUCUAUUGCUCAUGUGAGCUUCUGGGCUUCCUAAAGUGGCUGGACAUAUUUACCAAUAUGACACGCACCUUUGACCGCAUGCAGUGCGAUUCCCCACCGGACUACAGUGGUUACUUUUUGUUGGGUCAAGGAAGAUCCAACUACCGCAAUGCUCUUGGCAUGCUGUCUGCUCUGUGCAAAGAUGGUUCAUAUACAAUGAUGCCGCAUUUGAUGUCUCCAAGGUACCAAGCCACCACUGGCCCUCCUGAAAACCCUUGUGCUGAAGAAGACUGUUUUUCUGGAGAUGGGACUACACCCCUCAUUAAUGUAUAUACUCCUCCUGCCAAUUCCAAAGUCAGCCUCAGUGUUAAUUUGAACACAGAAACACAUUCUGAUGCAGUUCUAGUUGCAGAAAUUCCAUACCCCUACAGCAAGAUGUACAUCCUGGUUCAAUACAAUAAUAGCUUCUUUACUGACAUUCGGAACCUGAAGUCAGAGAAAGAGUCCAUUAGGUUGGAUGGGUUGAAACCCAAUACAAAUUACACUUACUGCGUUGCAUCUAUUCGCAACUCUCUCAGGUUCAACCACACCUGCAUAGCCUUCUAUACACGCAGCCAUACCAAACAAGAACAUGUGCCUACGCCUUCCACCGCCACUCACUACAUCAUGACUAUCCUUGGCUGCCUGUUUGGUAUGGUCAUCAUUUUGGGUAUUGUGUAUUACUGCCUGCGCAAAAGGCGCCAAAAGGAGGAAAAGCACAAAAAAGCCGGUAGUACUAUGAAAAAAACAAUCAUUGAACUGAAGUAUGGUCCCGAAAUGGAGACUCCCAGUAUCAGUCAGCUGUCUCAAGGUCAGAUGAUGGGUCCAGAGACAAUGUCACGCAUCCCUUACUUGCCAUCAGUGGGGGAAGUGGAGCAAUACAAACUUAUUGAAACCAGUGAGACACCUAAGGCAACUAAAGGGAACUACAUGGAGGUACGAACUGGUGAACAGUCUGAUAGAAGGGAUUGCGAAUUGUCAAUGCCCCAAGACACACAGAGUUCUGUGGCUGAGAUAUCUACUAUUGCAAAAGAAGUGGACAAAGUUAAUCAGAUCAUUAAUAACUGUAUAGAUGCUCUGAAAUCAGAAACCACUUCAUUCCAAGGGGUGAAGUCUGGAGCUGUGUCGACAGCAGAGCCCCAACUGGUAUUAAUAUCAGAACAGAUACCCAGCAAACAUGGCUUUCUUUCCCCAGUAUAUAAGGACAGCUAUGGCCACCCAUUGCAGAGGCAUCAUAGCAUGGAAGUGCCACAAAAACGCUCUAGCACAUCUUCCAGUGGCUCUAUCCGUAGCCCCAGAUCCUUUCGGUCUGAAGGAUCAGCACACAAAUCUGAAGCAAAAUACAUUGAGAAGACUUCCCCAACCGCUGACACCAUCCUCACUGUGACUCCAGCUGCUGCCAUCUUGAGAGCAGAAGCUGAAAAGAUUCGCCAGUACACAGAGCACCGGCACUCUUAUCCAGGCUCGCAUCAGUCUGAGCCACAGCAACAACAACAGCAGCAACAACAGUCUCUUCCUCAGCAUGAAAACAUGGGAGUACGUAAAACUUCCAUAUUGGAACCUUUGACCCGGCCCAGACCCAGGGAACUGGCUUAUUCCCAACUUUCACCUCACUACCACAACCUAAGCUACUCCUCCAGUCCAGAAUAUACAUGCAAGCCCUCCCACAGCAUCUGGGAGCGUUUCAAACUCCACCGCAAGCGCCACAAAGAGGAAGAUUACAUGGCAGCUGGCCACGCUCUGCGCAAAAAGGUCCAGUUUGCCAAAGAUGAGGAUCUUCAUGACAUCUUAGACUACUGGAAGGGUGUCUCUGCCCAGCACAAGUCCUGAGUCCUCAACUCUCCCCUUUGCCUCCAGCUAUCUGUGACUUCAUUUUUAUUUUUUAUUUUAGAAAUCCUAACCCUGCCCUAGCCAGAGAGCCCAGCAGAGCAUUGUGGGUACAGCCCUCUGCAGGGCUCUAGUGGAAAAGAGGUUAACAGGACCAAAAUCAAA
Molecule: messenger RNA, 3106 nt
Organism: Nanorana parkeri
Lineage: Eukaryota; Metazoa; Chordata; Amphibia; Anura; Dicroglossidae
Gene: ELFN1
Product: extracellular leucine rich repeat and fibronectin type III domain containing 1
Exons: 2
Coding region: 515-2944 (809 amino acids)
Cellular component (GO): plasma membrane
Molecular function (GO): protein binding
Source: RefSeq, a predicted model, not a curated record